UUUUUUGGUUGUGGUUAUGUAGCUAAUUACUCACAGCGUUCAGUUUCCAAAUUUCUUGUAACAAGAACUGAUGAUAUUGCUAACAUCAUAAUACCUUUUUCGCUAUACACCCUAUUUGUUGGGUCAAAGUAUUAUAAUUACCUUGAUUUCAAAAGUGCAUAUUAUUAUUAA
Aspergillus ruber CBS 135680 is the source of this 171-nucleotide messenger RNA. RefSeq lists its product as uncharacterized. Gene Ontology annotation, molecular function: endonuclease activity. The annotation marks the transcript as partial. The record is from RefSeq and is a predicted model, not a curated record. The transcript has a single exon. Lineage: Eukaryota; Fungi; Ascomycota; Eurotiomycetes; Eurotiales; Aspergillaceae.